UUAGAUUGAAUCAUUUCUCGUCAGUUUACUGAGGAGAAAGCAGCAGAAGAGUGUCGUUCCUUUCAGUGCAGUUUAACUGUGGACAACUGUAUCAUCAUACAGCAGAGGAUGAUGGAGGGUUCUACACCCAGACAAGGAAAGAGAAAGAGAGAAGAUGAGGAGGAGGAGGAUUUCCAAAGGAAAGAAUCCCAGGAAAGAAAGAGACAGAAGGGAGAAAUAAAACGGCGGCCCAGGAAACAGAGGAGGCCCAUGAAGAAAACAGUCAUCAAGCCUGAGACCUUUGAAUCGCUCUACACCGUUGGGGAAAAACUCGGUGAAGGAGGCUUUGGAACGGUCUUUGCCGGAACACGUGUUUCUGAUGGCCUACAGGUGGCCAUAAAGUUUGUUCGAAAACAGCAGAACGAUCGAUAUGUCCAAAGCUCUGUUAAUUCCAGGUCAAUUCCAAUAGAAGUGGCCCUGAUUGAAAAGAUGAGUGAACCACCAGUUAAAAGCAUCAUACAACUUAUCCAGUGGUUCGAUGAGCCAGAGCGCUAUAUUGUGGUCAUGGAGCUCUUUCGUCCUUGCAUGGACCUGCUUGACUUCAUGUGCAGCAAGCGAGGUUUCUUUACAGAAAAGAAGGCCAGACAUAUAAUGGUUCAGGCAAUAAAGGCAGUUACUGAGUGCCACAAGCGAGGUGUCCUCCACAGGGACAUAAAAUUGGAGAACUUCUUAAUCAAUACAAACACUUUUGAGGUCAAGUUGGUCGACUUCGGCUGUGGUGACUUCUUUACAGAACGUGAACUGAAUCAUUAUAUAGGCACUGAAGAAUUCUGCCCUCCAGAGUUCUUUCUGUCGAGGAGCUAUCACGCCGCUCCUUCAACGGUGUGGUCUUUAGGUGUGUUUUUGUACACUAUGGUCCAUGGAUACCACCCCUUCACAACCAGGCAUGAAAUCAUUGCUGGAGAUCUUCGCUUCGGAGACCACCUGUCCAAUGAGGUCUGCGAUCUGAUUAGGUGGUGUCUGCAGGAUGACCCGACUUGGAGGCCUAGUUUGCAGCAGAUCUUCGGGCACCCGUGGUUUUAGUGGAGAGUCCAAGCCUAGGAUUAGGUCAUGGAGAAGGCACAGGCUGUUAAAAAAAAAACGUCAAAUGCAAUCAGUAGAGAGGACAACAUGUGGAAUGCAAUGUAUACAUAACAUUUAUUUUCAAUAGGAACAUGCACAAAAUAUGUGUUUGCAGUAUAUUCAUUUGAGCACAUAUUGUGCAUGCUAGUUGAGGUAUCCGGUGUCGCCCAGAGGAGGAUGGGUUCUUCUUUUGAGUCCUGGUUCCUCCCAAGGUUUCUUCCUGUUGAUCUGAGGGAGUUUUUCCUUGCCGCUGUUGCCUUUUGCUUGCUCAAAGGAAGCUUGGACCCGGAUAUCUGUAAAGCUGCUUCAUGACAGCGUUUUUUUAAAGUUAAUCUGAAUGAUACUAUGGAAAAGAAAUGCUAUGUGUACAUUGCUGUGUUGAGAUAAAUAUGUGCUUGGGAUCUUAAGAGUACUGGGGUCCAUACUGAACUUGAGUGAUGUAGGUGUAUAGGAGUGUAGUGUAUAGGAGUGCGGUGUACAGCAGUGCACCUGAUGUUUCCAUAGAAGGCGUUUACUGUUUACUUACAAUACAAAAAAUAAACAGUGAAAAUGUU
Molecule: messenger RNA, 1655 nt
Organism: Astyanax mexicanus (Mexican tetra)
Lineage: Eukaryota; Metazoa; Chordata; Actinopteri; Characiformes; Acestrorhamphidae
Product: serine/threonine-protein kinase pim-3
Exons: 7
Coding region: 109-1062 (317 amino acids)
Biological process (GO): negative regulation of apoptotic process; regulation of mitotic cell cycle; protein autophosphorylation
Cellular component (GO): cytoplasm
Molecular function (GO): protein serine/threonine kinase activity; ATP binding
Source: RefSeq, a predicted model, not a curated record